GGAAUGACUGGCUGGUUGAUCCAGCAGAACACUUUUAUUAUGUGUGGCUACAGGUCAUGAUCUUUCCCAUCGUCUACAACUCUGUGAUCAUCAUCCUGAGAACAUGCUUCACUACCAUCGCACUGAGCUACCUGCCCGUGUGGCUCACUCUGGAUUAUCUGUCAGACCUCAUGUACACCAUAGACAUGAUCAUCACUGUUCACACAGGUUACCUGGAUCAGGGCAUCAUGAUCAGGGACGUAAACCAGCUGAAGAAGCAUUACCUCCACUCUAAACGGUUCUUAAGGGACGUGGUUUCACUGCUGCCCACCGACCUCCUCUACUUUGUCUUUGGCAUCCAAACUCCAAUGGUUCGGAUCAAUCGCCUUCUGCGAAUUCCACGACUCAACGAGGCCAUGGACCGCAUGGAGACCAGAACCUCCUACCCAAACACCUUCCGCAUCGCCAAACUUAUGAUCUACAUCUUUGUGUUGAUCCACUGGAAUGCCUGUCUUUACUUUGCACUCUCCAGCUACAUUGGCUUUGGGAGUGAUCGUUGGGUCUACCCCAACACCACCAACCCAGAGUUUGCCUCCAUGCGUCGUCAGUACUUUUACUGCUUCUGGUUCUCUGCCCAGAUUUUCACCACAGUAGGAGACAACCUGCUGCCAGAAAGGGAGGAGGAGUUCUUGUUUAUGAUUGCAGAUCUGCUCAUUGCAGUGCUGGUGUUUGCAUCGAUUGUUGGCAAUGUUGGGAAUGUUAUCACCAGUCUAAGAGAUCGUGAUAAUGUCUUCUUCCCAAACCAUGAGCUGGUGAAGGCAUACCUGCGUAGCCAUCACAUUAGCAAGGAGCUGCGACAGCGUAUCGAUAACUGGUACCAGCAUCUUUACAUAAACAAGAAGAUCAUGAGAGAGAAUGAAAUCCUGCAGCAGCUGCCCGUACACCUGAGGACAGAGAUCGCUGUCAGUGUUCAUCUUCCAACACUCUCCAAAGUCACCAUCUUCCAGAGCUGUGAGAAGAGUCUGCUGGAGGAGCUGGUGCUAAAGCUAAACCCUCAGGUGUUCAGUCCAGGAGAGUAUGUCUGCAGGAAAGGAGAUGUAGGCCAUGAAAUGUACAUCAUCAAAGAGGGAAAACUUGCAGUUGUAGCUGAUGAUGGGGUCACAGAGUUUGCUGUGCUGAGUGAAGGGAACUUCUUUGGGGAAAUAAGCAUCCUCAACAUCAAAGGCAACAAGUCAGGCAAUCGUCGCACUGCCAACAUCCGCAGCAUCGGCUACUCCGACCUGUUCAGCCUGUCAAAAGAAGACUUGACAGACGUGCUGUCUGAGUUCCCUGCUGCUAAAUGUCAUCUUGAGGAGAAAGGCAGACAGAUCCUCAUCAAGAUGGGCAUGUUGGAGGAAAGUGGUGAUGGAGUGGAGGCGGAGGUGGAGAACGUGGAAACCAAGAUACAAAGACUGGAGGAAAACUUGGAAAUCCUGCAAACCAAACUAGCUCGACUGAUGAUGGAGCUCGAGUCAAGCAACCGCAAGAUGCAGGCCAGGGUGGUGCAGCUUGAGUGGGAGGUGGCUGCACUGGGGACUAAGGUGUCAGAAGAUGGAGAAGAGGGAGAAAUAGCGGGGGGAAGAGAAGAAGGGGUGGGUGGGGAGGUAACUUUAGUGCGAGAAGAAGCAGAGGGAGAAGAAGAGGAGAGUUCAGAUGCAAAAGUAAAAAAACAGGGACAGGGAGAAGACGUUAAGGAUGUGACCAAAGAGGGAGAUGGAGAAAGCACAAAAAGUGCAAAAGAGGAUGUAGAAAGGACAGUGGAGGGAGAUAAAUCAGGUGUGAAGGACCCAGGCAAUCAGAAAAUAGAAGAUGAUGGAGCAAAGAGCAGAGAGAAAGGAGAUGACAGACCAGGGAAAGGAGAUGGUGCUGAGAUUGAGCCUGAAAAUGAGAAAGAGAAAAGUGCGGGAAGAGAAUCUGAAGAGGGGGGAGAAAAUACCAAAGAACAUUCAGACGACAGACAGAAAGAGUCAAAACAUGAUGAACAGAAAAAAUGAAUGGAAAAAGGAAAAACACAGCAGGAAGGCUGUCUGUCUGUUUUACAUCAAUUUAAAUAUUGAGAAAUAUCUUUUGCUACUCUUCUGCAAUACUAUACAGUACCACUAGGUGGCAGCAUUUUGCACCAACUUGAAAUAAAAGUUCAAUCCAAAGAAGAACAAUAUGCUUUAUAUAUAAUAGAUGGUGUCUUAAAUUGUUAUUUCAUAUUCUAAAGGUUGUCUUUUCAUUUUGAUAAUAUAUAAAAUAGGUUUUGGAGGCAGAUAAAUGUUUAUUUAUCUCUUUUUAUAUGAAUUAAAUUAUCAAAACUUCCAACCUGUAUCUGGUUUUGUCAUUUGUGUUUUCAUUUUAAAACUUUUUUUUCUCUUUUGGGAUUAAAAAAUAUUAAGAAAUAUUCACGGGUUAGU
This is a messenger RNA of Labrus mixtus (cuckoo wrasse), 2417 nucleotides long. It is a transcript of the gene cnga4, whose product is annotated as cyclic nucleotide gated channel subunit alpha 4. Gene Ontology annotation, biological process: monoatomic cation transmembrane transport. The record is from RefSeq and is a predicted model, not a curated record. Gene Ontology annotation, molecular function: intracellularly cGMP-activated cation channel activity; cGMP binding; protein-containing complex binding. The coding region runs from base 57 to 2012 and encodes 651 amino acids. The transcript has 6 exons. Gene Ontology annotation, cellular component: plasma membrane; intracellular cyclic nucleotide activated cation channel complex. Lineage: Eukaryota; Metazoa; Chordata; Actinopteri; Labriformes; Labridae.